Rasamsonia emersonii CBS 393.64 is the source of this 1224-nucleotide messenger RNA. RefSeq lists its product as uncharacterized. Gene Ontology annotation, biological process: phospholipid catabolic process. The record is from RefSeq and is a predicted model, not a curated record. NCBI's taxonomy places the organism in Eukaryota, Fungi, Ascomycota, Eurotiomycetes, Eurotiales, Trichocomaceae. Gene Ontology annotation, molecular function: hydrolase activity, acting on ester bonds. The transcript has a single exon. The coding region runs from base 1 to 1224 and encodes 407 amino acids.
AUGCACGCCACUGCUCUCGCCCUCCUGGCUUUGUCCGCCUGCGCGGCUGGACAGAGCCUGCCCGACAGCAAGGUGCCGUUCAUCGGCGGCGGCGUCUACAAGGCUGACGACCCCAAGCUGGCCAACUACACCUUCCAGUUCAAACCGCCGUUUGCCAACGCCAACUACGGCGGAUACUACUCGUGGCAGGUCAACAACAACACCGUCGCCAUCACCAACUUCACCGGCUACACUGCUCCGCCCGACUCGCUGACCAAGUACCCCUUCUUCCUCAUCAGCGAGGGCAAGCCCAAGGCCAUCAACCCGAACCCGUCUGACAAGGCCCGUCGGGACGACGAGCAUGGCCAAAAGUUCCAGAAGAUCCUUCACAUCAUCUUCGAGAACGAGUACUACGGCUGGACCAUGAGCGACCCGUGGUGGCAGCUGCUGGCGCGCCGGGGCAAGCUGCUCACCAACAGCCACGGCAUCACGCACCCGUCGCUGCCCAACUACGCGGCCAUGGUGGCGGGCGACUUCUUCGGCAUCGCCAACGAAGACUUCUACCACAUCAACGCGACGACCGUCUACGACCUGCUGGACGCCAAGGGCCUGGACUACGCGACGUACGUCGAAUGGUACAACCCGGCGGAGACGCAGCGCGGGCCCAACGACUGCAACAACUACGUGACGUACGGCCCCAUGGACAACACCAACCCCGAGUGGGUGAGCCAGAUCUACCGGCGGCUGGACACGCCGGCGAUGCUGUUCACCACGUACACCACCGACUACCGGCGGUGCAGCAAGAUCUACAACGCGACGGACAAGUUCGAUGCCGACGUGCGCUCGCACAGCCUGCCGGCCUAUUCGUUCUACGUGCCGGACAUGCUGCACAACGGGCACGACCCGGAGUCGGACAGCGACUACGUGCACCAGUCGACCACGUCGGGCAUGUGGCUGAACGCCUUCCUGGACAUGUACCUGCCGGCGCUGCAGGAGCAGGGCACGCUGGUCGUGGCGACCUGGGACGAGGCGACCUGGACCAACGACAGCGACAGCAUCCCCAACAACAACAACAGCAUCGCCACGGUGCUGUUUGGCCACGGCAUCACCCCGAACACCAAGGACGACACCUACAUCACCCACUACGGCCUGCUGCGGGGUGUCAUCCACAACUUUGGCCUGGGCUCGCUGGGUCGGAACGACACCAACGCGACCAACGGGGAUCUGUACGCGCUUGUCAACUAA